This is a messenger RNA of Durusdinium trenchii, 807 nucleotides long. The record is from the annotation of a GenBank genome assembly. Lineage: Eukaryota; Dinophyceae; Suessiales; Symbiodiniaceae.
AUGAGGAUGCCAUGGGUUGGCUCAAACGAACGUGAUGUGCCCGAGCACAUGAUGGUGGAGGGCUUCCGGUGGUCAAUCGGCUUAGUGGCUCGGCUGUUGAUGCGGAUCAUCACCGAGGGAUCGACGGCCGUGAUGCAGGCCAUCUACCAAGACAGUGCCAAACUCCUGCGACACGCCUUGAUGGAAGCUCCUCGAGGGACUCGAAACUCCUUGCAGCUGAAUGUCCGGGUGGGCAGCCAAUCAAUCUCACCAUUGUAUUGGGCACUGAGGAGCGGUUGCCACACCGCAGCGAGGACGAUGAUCCAAGAUGUGCUCACCAUCCGCGCCGAUCGGGAUCGGUAUUACUAUGGCGUGAAUGACAUGUUCAGGUUCCAGCCGGACAUUGCAGCAAACAUCCUACAAGAAGCACCCAAGCUGGUGAACGUCUUUUUGGAUGGGCUCAUUUGGCGCUCGCACAAGACCAAGGACGGCCUGCGUCCCGUGGUGUACUACAUGGAACAUUUGCUCCAAGACACCGACGAGGAGAUGAUGGUCUCACGAGCUUUGGUCAGUUUCUUUGGAAAAAUCAUGGCACGCUCCCGCAACAGCCUGACCUUUUGCGAAUACCAAACAGGUGGUGAACUCCGACUCCACUUCCAUGAUGAUUCCAGGGAACGUAGCAGUUUUUGGCUUGCUUGGUACAAAGUUGGAGACCUGACAUGUCCUGAAAGAAGUCGUUUGACGGCGCACUGUUGUGCGGUUGUGCGAACCCGUUGUUUGGAUCAAAUAUAUGCAUGCAUGUACAACAUGAUGCAACCCCUUGGCUAG